Molecule: messenger RNA, 4784 nt
Organism: Oncorhynchus keta (chum salmon)
Lineage: Eukaryota; Metazoa; Chordata; Actinopteri; Salmoniformes; Salmonidae
Product: early growth response protein 1-like
Exons: 2
Coding region: 2210-3703 (497 amino acids)
Biological process (GO): regulation of transcription by RNA polymerase II
Molecular function (GO): DNA-binding transcription factor activity, RNA polymerase II-specific; RNA polymerase II cis-regulatory region sequence-specific DNA binding
Source: RefSeq, a predicted model, not a curated record
AAGCCAUGCUUCCCCAAAAAUGUGAACAAUAAAAAAAGAAAAAACAUAGCUAUUUUCCUUCAAUUGGCAAGGGUUAGUGCUAUCCGGGAUGCAUUUUAAUCCCUGGAUUGAAACAGAGUCAUAAAGUAGGACAAAUUACAUAACAACCUGUGAUCUCCAAACCCAGUCACGUAGCAGCCUAUAGCCCCUCUCACACUGCGUAGCCGACUCACUGACCCAGGUAAACCUGCCAAUCUCUCACUUCUUCUUUCUCAUUUUAUGAAGCACCAUCAAACAUGUGAUGCCAUGAUGUGACAGAUCAGUUUUGUCCUAGUUUACCAUCGCUAAUACGAAAUCCAGAAAGUCUGCCAGAACCUCCGACCCAGAUACGCAGAUUGAAAUAGGGAGCAUGCUCAGUACAGUUAUCACUGCGUCGAGGGCUUUGUUGCGCCUGUCUUGACUUCAGAGAGCCCGCCACAGAGAACAGAACUGGCAGAACCGAACACAUCUCUAUUGGAUCGAUCACUCUUGUGUGUUCAAAUAAGAACAUUUUACUAAAUGAUAUAGCUAAACCGUGCAAUAAAGUUUUCUCCUUGCGCUUUCUGGAAGUCCUGCACUGUUCGAGUCCCAAACGUGGGGCAACCCAGCGUCACUUUCUAACCUAACCAGAAUAUUGCUGUUUUAAAAAUAGCUCCCGUAGCCUAGAUAGUGUCCAAUAAGAAGGUAGAGCCGAGAAAGAGACUCCCCUGUAUUGAAUAAGAAAUACCCCAUGGGCAGCGGAGUUGGCUUUGGCCUGUAUGUCCAAUAGCGCAGAGAGCAAGUUUAUGAUCAAAGGUCUAGUGAAAUAGCUCACAAUAUAGUGACAUUUUUUUGUGCAACCUACAAAUCUUCCGUAAUGAACAGCGUCAUGCAAGAGAAUAGGGUACAGUUUGAUUUAGUGCCCAGAACACAUGGUUUGCCAAACCAUCUUGCACAACGUCUCGCAAACCAUAUUGCAUUGAGGAGUGAGUCUUGCUCUGAAGAUAUAUUGAAAUAUAGUGUAAGUAAGAAUGUUUGCGGCCAUUGAAAUAAAUGGACACUUAUUGAAUAAAGCUCAGAUUGUCCCAAAAGUAACAUAACGACGCCAUACCAUCAGGCGUCGUUAUGUUACUUUCGGGACAAUCUGAGCUUUAUUCAAUAAUAUAUGUAUAUCUGUGUAUAUGUGCAUGUCAAUAUAUAUGUAUAUGUAGGCUAUAUACAUUAAUUUACACUCAACAUUUUGUGACAUUGUUUGAGAAAAUGUAAUUGGGUGCAGACAUUAUAGUUAUUGUCUCAAAUCGUGCUGUAUUUGAGCAGGUCUCGCACAUUUAUUGCCGAGCCCUGAUCAGAUUUACCACUGGAAACUCAUAAGAGCAAGGAAGUUGAAACUCACCGGAACAGGUUCGUGUGAAGGGACGACCUUAUAUGGCAUGUCAUAGCCGAGGUUUCCGGCAAUGGCGGUGCGCUGUAUAGAUAGGAAAACUGCAUUUAUUUCGAAAACCACGGCAAAAAAGGAGCGGCCGUCUCUUAUUUCUAUAUAGAAACUACUUUUGUUAUAAUAUGCACCAUGUGAAAUAUUUUUUUUAUUUUUAUAUUUGGAUAAACAGUCUCCCGCUCUCCGCAUUUACUCUGACAAGCCUUCCGUGUACUCCACUGCGUUGCCUAAAUACGGCUUUCCUCCAGUCCUUAUUUGGACAUUUACGUCACGUUAUGAGGCUUUAUAAAGCGGUGGAAUCCUCAGCCUAGUGAAACAGUUCUCGGAGCCAAAUAGAGCUUCUGUCAAUACGCUACAGAGCAGACAGCCCCAUAGUAGGCAAGUUUAGAACUUAUUCUAGCACACACCAAACACGUGAUCUAAAAGAUUAAUCAAAAGGGAAAACACAACAGCAACAUAUUUCUUAAUUCUUGAUCACAGUCACUCAUCAGGAUUAUUAGAAACAAAUAUAUGUUUUCAUUCCUACCCUUCUGGAAUGAAUGAACCACAACAUAAAUUUUGAAGACUGGGACCUUUUGCAAAGAUGCCAAGUUGAAAGCAGCAAAGCCUUUGGAUUCCUCUGACCAUCUUCCUCGACAAAAGAGCAGUAGCAGCAUCUUUAGAAUUAUCCUCUAAAGACAGCUGGUAAUCUCCUCUCACCCGAGACAAGCAGGAGCAGCGUCUCCACCUCCAGCUACUCUGUCUCCAGACAGCCAGAACACCGGCAGCACCAGUACCAUGGCUGCAGCCAAGACAGAGAUGCUCCUCUCAGCUCUGCAGACAUCAGACCCACUAGGCUUCCCCUACUCUCCCAUGGACAGCUACCCCAAGCUAGAGGAGCUGAUGUUGCUCCACUCAGCAGGGACCACAUUCCUGGCUGCCUCCACACCAGAAGGUGUAGGCUUUGGGACCGGGGAAACAGGAGACUCAUACGAACAUCUGAAUGGAGAUACAUUACCUGACAUCUCUAUCGGCUGUGACAAGUCUUUCAUCGACCAGACCUACUCAACCCCUCGCCUGCCCUCCAUUUCCUACACAGGGAGGUUCACCCUGGAGCCUGCAACCAGCUGCAGCAACAGCCUGUGGGCAGAGCCAUUAUACAGCCUGGUCAGUGGGCUGAUAGGCAUGUCCCAACCGCCCACCUCAGUUGCCCCGUGCUCCUCUGCUGCUCCAGCCAGCUCCUCCUCACACACCAUGAGCUGCUCUGUCCAAAUUGGUGAUUCCAACCCCAUCUACUCUGCUGCACCCACUUAUUCUAGUGUUAGCCCUAACCUCUUCCCUGACUCUAACCAGUCCUUCCCCAGCCCGUCAAACACCUCAGUCCAGUACCCACCACCCACCUACGCCAGCAGCAAGACCUGCUCCUCCAACAUGGCUCUGCCCAUGAUCCCAGACUACCUGUUCCCCCAGCAGCAGGGUGAGAUCAGCCUGCUUCCCCCCGACCAGAAGCCUUUCCAGUCUCAGAGCAUCCAGCAGCAGCUCUCCCUCACACCCUUGUCCACCAUCAAGGCUUUCGCCACACAGACUGGCUCUCAGGAUCGUAAAGGUUCCUACCAGUCUCCGCCGGUUAAGCCCAACCGCAUGUGCAAGUACCCCAACCGCCAGUGCAAGACCCCGCCCCACGAGCGCCCCUAUGCCUGCCCCGUGGAGACGUGCGACCGCCGUUUCUCCCGCUCAGAUGAGCUGACACGCCACAUCCGCAUCCACACGGGCCAGAGACCCUUCCAGUGCCGCAUCUGCAUGCGCAACUUCAGCCGCAGCGAUCACCUGACCACACACAUCCGCACGCACACCGGCGAGAAGCCCUUCGCCUGCGACAUCUGCGGCCGCAAAUUUGCCCGCAGUGAUGAGCGCAAAAGGCACACCAAGAUCCACCUGAGGCAGGCAAAGGACAGAAAGGUGGAGAAGGCAGGGCCCACCCCCAUGGCCAUCCCCUCCCCAGUCUCAGGGUACUCCUCCCCCUCCACAUCAUACCCCUCUCCUAACUCCUCUUACUCAUCUCCAGUGCUGUCUUCAUACCCCUCCCCAGCGCCCUCCUGCUAUUCCUCCCCAGUGCACAGCUCUUAUGGCUCCCCAUCAGUCAACACCAUGUACUCCUCAGCCUCCAGUACAUUUCAGACACCGGUUUCCACCUCAUACGGCUCCCCCACAAACAUUUACAUCUCCCAAGUGGGCACUCCUCAGUCAAAACUGCAGUCCACACUCUCUCCAAAAAACAUUGAUAUCUGCUAAGACUUUCAUAUCUUUAAUUAUCAUUUAUUUUUAUUUUUGAAAAGAAGAAGGAAACAACAUUGUUACAUUUUCAAAUGCACUUUUACUCCCUCGUCCAUACAGCGAUUACAGAUCAUGAAACAUGACAGAGAGAGAUGGCCGAGGAUAGAAAGGGAACUGUUUCUCUCUUCAACUCAACCUCAGUACUUCAAUGAGUCUUCAGAGAUCUAAAGAACAUAGAAUAUUGGGCUUUGGUGGUACUUUUGCUACCGACAACCUGAAAUUCAAAAAGACUGAUGGGUACGCAAACAGCCCCAUGUAUAGUGUCCUUUUAGACUUAAUUAGACGUACUUAGACUUACUUUUAGACUUAUUAGACUUAUUUAGACUUACUUGGACUUACUUUUAGACUUAUUAUCGUUCUUUACAUGGUAUCAUUUGAACUUGAUGGCACCAUGUUUUUCUCUGAAUAUAUUUUCUCUUGUAGUAACAAUGUGUGACAACUUUAUUGGGGAAGAACAAUUACGUAUUCGAGCAUGUUAACUGUAACACUGGCAUUUGUUUCUAUGCUUUGUAUAUAUCACCCACUUGUACUAUCUCCCAUGUUGUUUUUUUAUCACCAUGAAAUAAUGAACAUUCUUCAUUAUAAACGUUUUGGUGGCUUUUUUGAAGCUUAGCAAACAAAGCUAUGUUUUGUUUAUCACUCUGUGAUCCGUAGCCUUAAGGUGUGAAGUGUAUUUUUUUUUAAUGGAAUGCAAGAGCGAUUUUAAGGGGCAAUUUGGAGGAAACCGAGGUCACAGAUUACACAAGAAUGUAAGCAAAAUAAUAUAUAUUUUUGUAACUGAACUGUAAAUACAGUCUGUAUGCAUUCAGGAGUCAACAUGUUGUUCUUACCUACUGAGUAGGCAUUGGAUUUUUGUAUGUUAUUUACAUGCAGUUCAUUAUUGUGUGGUUAUUUUUAUUUGUUGUUGUGUUUGUGAAAGCAAAUGACUGUUUUUGGCUACUUAAGGCAUUGAAUGCGCUUAACUGCCAAUGAUAUUUGGUGUACAUGAUAUCCUUCAAGAACAGGGAUAUUAAUAAAAUAUCAAAAUAUUAUGAUAAAA